Molecule: messenger RNA, 1035 nt
Organism: Chironomus riparius
Lineage: Eukaryota; Metazoa; Arthropoda; Insecta; Diptera; Chironomidae
Source: the annotation of a GenBank genome assembly
UUUCUCUCUUUUAAAAUAUUUUUAAUCAACAAUUGAAAUAAAUCUCUUAAAUUUCAUUUAAUUCCGGCAAUAAUUGAUAAUAUUAAUCUGAAUUGAUCCACAAAACAGCCAACGAUGAGCGUUACGCUGGAUAUUAGACUAAAGAAGACCAACAAAACCUUUAACGAAGGCGACCUAGUUAAAGGAGUUGUGAUAAUCAACUCAAAUUCUGACAUCAAGCAUGACGGACUGUCACUAAAUGCUGAAGGAUUCGUUGGCAUGCAAUUGUCAAAUAAAAAUACUGGAGUUUUUGAAGCUUUUUACAAUUCAGUCAAUAAGCCAAUCAUUCUGUACAAUCACACAAUUGAACUUUUGGCACCGGGAAAGAUUUCCAAUGGAAUUACAGAAAUUGAGUUUGAGUUCUUGUUGGAACCGAAGCGGGGAAGUAGUGAAGGCUCUUUUUAUGAAUCUUACAGCGGUGUCUUCAUUUGUGUCAGUUAUUUCAUUAAAUGUGAGCUGAAAAGGAAGUUUUUGGCAAAGGAUUGUCAGGCAAAGAUUCAGUUCUUUGUGCAGAAUCAUCCACAAAAGAUUGAAAAUCAAGUUCCAGUUCACUUCAGCAUCAGUCCAGAGACACUCCAAAAGUCUUCAAAAGAAAAAAUUCACAUUCCACGAUUCCUGAUCACAGGAACUCUUGACACAACAUCGUGCUGCAUAACCAAGCCAUUAAAUGGAACAAUCACAAUUCAGCACACUGAAAUGCCAAUAAAAAGCAUGGAAAUUCAACUUGUACGUGUUGAGACUUGUGGAUGUGCUGAGGGAUUCUCGAGAGAUGCAACAGAAAUUCAGAAUCUACAAAUUGCUGACGGAAAUGUCUGUCCAAAGAUCCAGAUUCCGAUCUAUAUGCAAUUUCCAAGACUUUUUACAUGUCCGACUUUACAGACGAGGAAUUUUAAAAUUCAAUUUGAACUUAACUUGUGCAUCAUUUUUCGUGAUGAUUACUUGAUUACUGAAAAUUUUCAGAUGCAACUGUUUAGAAGUCAAUAAAAGAUUUGUGCU